Messenger RNA from Branchiostoma floridae (Florida lancelet), 2747 nucleotides. Its product is annotated as pleckstrin homology domain-containing family A member 1-like. Bases 179 to 1060 code for a protein of 293 amino acids. NCBI's taxonomy places the organism in Eukaryota, Metazoa, Chordata, Leptocardii, Amphioxiformes, Branchiostomatidae. The record is from RefSeq and is a predicted model, not a curated record. The transcript has 12 exons.
UUCUUGCAGGGUCAUUGACCCUUACAUCCGGGGACUUGUUCACUGCCGAACCCGGAAGUAUAUACAGUUGAAAGUCGACAGUUUUGAUAUCUGGUAGACAAACUUUUCUGCUCCUCUCUCUAUGUGGGGUAUGCUGGAUUUGUGGCCCUAGCGAGUCGCCCUUCCUGGACUGUUGAUAAUGCCUUACUUGGACCGGCGUGGACGGACUUGUGGAUUUCUGGACAUUGAGGAGAAGGAGAGGAGUGGCAAGUUCUUACGGCGAUACCUCCUCUUGGACAAAGCAGCUGGCCUGCUGGAAUAUUACAUGGACAAUCCGUUGAACCUUCCCGAUGGAACAGCACCAGUCUGUCAAAUCAACCUGUCAUAUAUACAGCAAGUCUUUGAUGCAAGAAAACAGAGACCAAAGAUUGAGUUUUGUUUUGCAAUCCUGGCCAACAGCCGACACUACUUCAUGCAGGCUAAUGAUGAGAAUGAUAUGGAUGGGUGGGUCGACAGCAUCAACAAUGCCAGCAAGAUUACAGUCCCUAAGAAGAACAUCCAAAGGGUAACAAAGCAGGAUGAAGAUAUGGAAAGAACGCCAUGCCCAGGUGGUUACAGAGCUGAGAUAGUUGGAGGAAUGGUGGUCAAGACACCAAUAGAGAUGAGUGACAGUGAUAGUGACGCAGAAAACGGGAAAUCCAGGGUUUCUCCAUCCACUAGGAAAAAACUAGCCCUGGGCCUGAAGCCAGUCAAGACAGGAUUCUGUGUCAAGCAGGGUGCGGUGGUGAAGAACUGGAAAAGGAGAUACUUUGUUUUGGACCAUGAAGGUCUUUCUUACUACAAGUCUAACACAGACACAGAUCCCAUCAAAAUGAUUUCCCUGCUUGAUAUCCUGCAUGUCAAGUCCUACUCUGGGGAUUUGCCAAGAGACAACCUGUUUGAAGUAAUCACAACUAACAGAACUUUCCUAGUACAGGCAGACAGUCCAGAGGAGAUGGAGGCCUGGAUAAAGGCAAUCACAGAUACAGUAAACUCCUUCAGGAAGGAGUGUCCUAUCCAGCGAAAAGGGGUAUGUGACUAGUCCAUACCAGAAUCCCGCAGGAGAACAAGACACCACUCACCAGACAGCAGGCAGACCCUCCCAAGGCACUUGCGGGGGACUCAGGUGUAAAUGCCAAGUGUACUAGGAGAGGGCAGCUAACUUUGGUGUAUAUAUGAGCCAUUUAGCAUUCCUGAUUGGCUAAUCUACGACGCAGUGUGUUUAAAAUGUUAUAAUACAGGCUUUUGAGCACUUCAUUUCACAUGGUGUGAAGCAUAUCAUCUUGCAGUCAAAGAAAGCUGCUAGUGUGUGAUUUUCUACCUAUUACAAGUUUUUAUGCAUGCUUACAUUUUUAGUCUGUAUACAGGCAGUUACUGGCACGUUUUUAUUACCAAUGCAGUAAUACUCUUAGCAUCUUGAAAAGCAAUUGUCUACAAAAAAGAAGUUGCAACAUGUAAAGCUCUUUUACUUCAAAGCAGCAGCUGAUUUGAUAUUUUACAUUUGUAUUAGUUUUUAAACUUCUAGUUUACUUCUAAGACAAUAGUUUUUCUUUUCUGCUUUUAGGAGCAGGCAUUGGUAGUUUGCAUCAACUUGUAUACUAUCAUACUGUUAUGUGUACAUAGUCAUAUUAGAGCAAGUUAAUUCAAAUAUCCCAAACCUUUCUUUUAUUGUACUGUUUUUAGUCUGCAUUGUUUGUUUUGCCUUGUAUCGGCUAUUGCGUACGUUCUACAUUGCCCAGGACCACAUCAAGCACUUGUAUAAUUAUUGUACAGUUUCCCUUUGAUGUACUGGUACACAUUGGAAAUGUUAAUCCUGUCUCUUUUGGACAAAACUGUGUUUGGAAGUGGAGUCCAUAUUAACAGUUGGUAUGUGAAGAGGUUAUUAACUGUUUUAUAAAGGCCACUUAUGUACAUGUAUGUACGUACUUCCCUGUAGAGUCGAGGAGUGAGGAAUAAGGUUUUAGGUAAAAGUACAAGGUCAAAACUUUUAUUCAUCAAUUGCAUGUUGUACAUAAGUUGAGUUUUCUUGUCUAGUAAAGAUGUACAUAAGAUUAAAGUGGGUGUAAGGUUGGGGUUGCUUCAACAUUCAAGUUUUAGAGAUGGUUUUGUAUCAAGGGUUUAUUAAUUCUUUGUUGUUGCAUUUCUACUAAGAAAGUACAUGUUGUUUUGAUGUUACACAGUACUACUAUAUAUCAAACCAAUUUGACAGUAUCAUGUUAGAACUUCAUGAAAAUUAUGCUAAGUACGUGGGUGUAUGUACUAAUUUUGUGUUUUCCUGUUAUGUGGUUAUGUACAAGUGGCUUUGUUUCAGUUGUUGCCCUUUUGUUACAACAGUUUGAACCAGCUGUCCAUUUCUGUCAAUCAUUUUGCCAGUCAGUCAAUUAGAUACAAUUUUGGCAGGUUUAAAUCAUCCUGUAUAUAUUAAACUUUAAAGUAGGGAAAUGAAUAUACCAAAUCUUCCACUGCAUGUAUGUAGUGUCAAAGUAAGAAGAAGUACCGGGUAAUCUGGAAAUCAUCUGUGAUCUCUUUUGUUUGUAACUAACGAGUGAGUUAGGACCAAACCGAUCUGUAAUGUUUUUCACGUUAGAUAAACAAUGGAGCCAACACAAAUAUUCAGAAUUUCACAAAUGCUGUGUAUACAUGUAAUUGAACCUUUCAUAAGAAUGUCAAGAAAUGACACAUGGUGUAAAAUGUAACCAUCUUGGUAGCAUUAAACAUCCUCUCAUGUG